Cinclus cinclus is the source of this 676-nucleotide messenger RNA. It is a transcript of the gene MYL6, whose product is annotated as myosin light chain 6. Gene Ontology annotation, molecular function: calcium ion binding; structural constituent of muscle. The transcript has 6 exons. Bases 44 to 499 code for a protein of 151 amino acids. Gene Ontology annotation, cellular component: myosin II complex. The record is from RefSeq and is a predicted model, not a curated record. NCBI's taxonomy places the organism in Eukaryota, Metazoa, Chordata, Aves, Passeriformes, Cinclidae.
GUGACGCCCGAGCGCGCAGGAACGGACGGGAGCAGCCGCCGCCAUGUGCGACUUCUCGGAGGAGCAGACCGCGGAGUUCAAGGAGGCGUUCCAGCUGUUUGACCGCACGGGCGAUGGGAAGAUCCUGUACAGCCAGUGCGGGGACGUGAUGCGGGCACUGGGCCAGAACCCCACGAACGCCGAGGUCAUGAAGGUGCUGGGCAACCCCAAGAGCGAUGAGAUGAACGUCAAGACGCUGAGCUUCGAGCAGUUCCUGCCCAUGAUGCAGACGAUCGCCAAGAACAAGGACCAAGGGUGCUUCGAGGACUACGUGGAAGGGCUCAGGGUUUUCGACAAGGAGGGCAACGGCACCGUCAUGGGGGCUGAGAUCCGCCAUGUCCUCGUCACCCUGGGUGAGAAGAUGACGGAGGAAGAGGUGGAGCAGCUCGUGGCUGGGCAUGAGGACAGCAAUGGCUGCAUCAACUACGAAGAGCUUGUCCGGAUGGUGCUGAGCGGCUGAAGACCCCUCCCCAUCAUUCUGUGUCCCUCCCCUCAUCCUCUGUCCCUUCCUCACUCAAUUUUGUGCCUUUUUCCUCAUUCUCCUGUCACCGCCUCCACGUCCCCAAAACUCCCCCCUCAGCCCCACCGGCUAAAUUAUUGCUCCACGGCAUCAAAUAAAGUCAGAAUUGUCAUUGUU